UUGCAAAUGAAAUCCUUAGAAUUUUAUUUUAAAGUCGUCACAUGUUCAGACUGACAAAUUCGUCCCUCCCGUGUUACAUAGACUAUCUUGUCAAAAUCGUGCGUUCUAAUCUUUUCGUCAUGUCUUAGUGUAUGAUCAAUAAUAUAUUCAAUUUUUUAUUGCAACUUGGAACUAGCAAUGGCAUCUGAAGAAGUUCUGAAGGCUGUUUUCCCUUUCCUGGACAGUGUUGAUCUUGCUUCUUGCAUGGGUGUUUGUACGCAGUGGAAAGACAUAGCUAGCGAUGAUUUCUUUUGGAAAUGUCUGUGUGCCAAGAGAUGGCCUUCAAUCUGCAAGCGACCCAAUCCUUCAACUUUAACAUACUACAACUUGUACAAAACCUUUCAUAAACGCCAGCAUCACAGAACUCUUCUCCCUCUGAGAAUUUCUUUUGAUGAUUUGGAGUUCUUCAUUGACAUUUGGGCUGAAAACACAUUACUCUUCUCGGAAGUGGUGCCUGGCUCUGUCCUUCAAGCAGGUUUUAAAAUUCCAGCAUCUGGAGGUUGCAACGUGCUCAAAUUUCAAUUGGAAGGUUCUAAAUACAAGAUGACUUUUCCUGUGGAACAUAGGUUCACUAUCCCUUCAGGACAAAACCAGAAUGUUAGUGUCUCUGUGAUGGUUGGGAGAAAGGAUUCAAAUAAGGUUGCUCGCAUAGUAACCAAGUCCACGGUUGAUUGCAUUGUAGUAACCAAGUCCAUGUUUGGUUACAUCGAUCGUUCAUUACAUAGAGCCAUGGGUUUUGAUUACCUAGACAUAUCCCCUUGCUACCCUUUUGUGUCUCGCAUCCGUGCAUGGAUCUCUUUGCUAUUCAUGGAAGAUAAAAAUGAAGAUCUCAUGGAUGUAUUUGCGAUCCAAAUGAAUUUCUGUGAUGUGGCAAAUUCUAAGGAAGAAGUCUUGUGGCUGUUGGACAUGCUUGACUGGAAGUAAAUGUUCAAACAGAGUGUGAUGCCCCAUCAUUACAACAAAAGUAACUGGACAUUGUAAUUUUAUGUUAACUUGUUUGUUGAUAUGGGGUGCAUUACAAAGUUUACAAUCUUAUUAUCAGCAUCUAUAAGUUGCGUAAUUUGGUGUUAAUAUCUCGUGUGUUUUGAGUAUGUAAAUACUCGUGUAAUAUAUUAUCAAUAAAUGCCUUUGUUUAAGCUUGUA
This is a messenger RNA of Glycine soja, 1182 nucleotides long. RefSeq names its product F-box protein At5g39250-like. Gene Ontology annotation, molecular function: protein binding. The transcript is spliced from 2 exons. NCBI's taxonomy places the organism in Eukaryota, Viridiplantae, Streptophyta, Magnoliopsida, Fabales, Fabaceae. Bases 178 to 963 code for a protein of 261 amino acids. The record is from RefSeq and is a predicted model, not a curated record.